AUGACCGUCAGCGAGCAAUCACCACAGGCGUCAAGGGCACUUGUGCUCCACGGCCCUCAGGAUUUACGACUUGAAACACGGGAGAUCUCCUAUCCCAGCACGGGGGAAGUCCAAAUAGCUGUCUGUGCUACUGGUAUUUGCGGGUCGGAUCUCCAUUACUACCGACACGGCCGUAAUGGAGACUUUGUCGUGCGUGCUCCUCUCUGCCUUGGCCAUGAGUCUGCCGGCAAGGUCAUCGCCGUCGCCCCGGACGUGACCGCCCUGCGAGUCGGUGACCGCGUUGCGUUGGAGGUCGGCAUCCCAUGUCGCAAGUGCACGUUCUGUUCGCAGGAUCGAUAUAAUCUGUGCCACUCCAUGCGGUUUCGCAGUUCCGCGGCUGUAUUCCCUCACCUGGACGGCACGCUCAUGGAUGUGACUAACCAUCCAGCGUCGAUGUGCCAUAAGCUACCAUACUCGAUAUCCGAUAUCCAAGCUGCUCUCAUCGAACCCCUCGCGGUGUGCGUACACGCCGUAAAUCGCUCAAAGCUCGCCUCUCAAGCGUCCAGCGAGGAAUCCACCGCUCUCAUCUUCGGCGCCGGUGCCAUCGGGCUCCUCCUGGCCUCGACCCUCGCCGCAACCCGUUCAUUCGACAACAUCGUCAUCGCAGACAUCGACGAGCCAAGACUACACAUAGCAUCUACCCUGCCAUAUCCCAACAUCAAAACCGUCCGCCUUCCAAUCCAAACCCAAGAUGGCCCCGCUACCCCAGAAAGCGACAACGCGUUCGCCCAAUCGCUCGCAACCCUGCUAACCACCGCAUCCUCCCUCCCUCACGGCUUUGCGCGGGUCUAUGACUGCACCGGCUCGCCCGUCUGCAUCCGGGCUGCGAUUCACGCGUCUUGUCCCGGCGGCGCAGUCGUGCUCGUUGGGAUGGGUGGGCCGCGGUUCCCGACACUCCCGCUAUCCGUCGCGGCUCUGCGAGAGAUUGAUUUGGUGGGAGUGUUGCGGUAUGACGGGCGUUGCUAUCCCGACGCAGUGUGGCUGAUGGCCUCGGGGCGGCUGGAUGGAGUGGCGGAGAAGAUUGUCACUCAUACGGUUGAACUGGGAGAUGGUCAGCGGGCGUUUCGGUUGGCGGGGAGCGGGGUGGAUGAGGAUGGGCGGGCGGUGGUGAAGGUUGUGGUGGUUGGCAGAGAAGUAUGA
Molecule: messenger RNA, 1179 nt
Organism: Uncinocarpus reesii 1704
Lineage: Eukaryota; Fungi; Ascomycota; Eurotiomycetes; Onygenales; Onygenaceae
Exons: 2
Coding region: 1-1179 (392 amino acids)
Biological process (GO): D-sorbitol catabolic process
Molecular function (GO): L-iditol 2-dehydrogenase (NAD+) activity; zinc ion binding
Source: RefSeq, a predicted model, not a curated record